CACCCGUGCGCACAAUAACAAACACUGGAGUUGUCGAAGCAGCCGCUAUAGUCGCACGUAAAACAUAUACGGAUAUACCUACCUACCUAUCUACCUACCUGGAGUUGCCGUAAAUUUUUUUUCAAAUCAGAACAUACCCCUUUCUACAAAUAAACUAGCUUUAAAAUGUUUACUUUGUCAUGAAUUUCCAGUAUUGAUUGUAAACAGCCACAACAUGCUAUUUCGGGAAUUUUGUAGCGCAUGUGAAGAAAUUUGUUUAAGCAAGAGAAGUGAGAAGUUAGAUCGUCUCAAGAAGCUCCUAAGGGAGUGUAGGCAAAGAAUUCUAGACGACCCAAACCUCACUACAUAUUCCGUGAUGCGUCUUCUUCUCCCCCACCUCGAUCGCUCGAGAGCAUCUUAUGGAAUUAAAGAGGCUUCAUUAGCAAAAUUAUACAUAAAAAUAUUUUGCCUUCCUAAGGAUGGACCAGAUGCAAUUAGGUUGCUGACAUAUAAGGUACCAAAAACUACACAAACUCUGGCCAAAGAUUUUGCAGACACCUGCUACAACAUUUUAAGGACUCGCUGUAGCUCAGAUGUUAGUUCAUUGAGUGUUUCUGAAAUCAACCAAUAUCUAGAAAAUUUAUCAAAAACCUACAUGUCAAAGAAGUUGGAAAACACAGAAAAGCUUCUGCAGCCUCUCUUGAUGAAAUUGUCUGCAUUGGAACAAAAAUGGUUAAUCAGAAUAAUCCUAAGAGAUGUUAAACUUACAGGGCUGAGUGACAAGAUUGUGUUGUCAGCUUAUCAUCCAGAUGCAAAGGAAUUAUAUGAUGUCUCAAAUGAUCUUGAGAAAGUGUGCAUAACACUACUUAACCCAUUAAGUCGAUCUUCCGAAAUAGAAAUUUCCCUCUUUAAUCCUUUUCGCCCAAUGUUAGCAGAUAGACUUGAAAUGUCUAAAAUUUUCGCGAAAAUGGGGAACAAGCCAUUCUACGUAGAGACGAAAAUUGACGGAGAAAGAAUGCAAAUUCAUAAAAGCGGAAAGAGGUAUGGGUAUUAUUCACGGCGUGGCUUUGACUACACGUCAAACUUCGGAACCAACUCGUCAUCGGGAAAUCUUAGCCCUCGUCUAGAGGAAUGCUUCCGUGAAACUGUGACCAGUUGCAUUAUAGAUGGUGAAAUGGUAGCUUGGAACGUCAAAGGUUCCUUUAUAGUGUCUAAGGGCGAAAACAUAGACGUCAAGUCCAUAUCUUCUACUGGCGAACUGAUUCCAUGUUUCGUCGCUUUUGAUAUUCUAUUAUUGAAUGGCGAAGUCCUAUCUAAUCUACCAUACAAGGAACGACUAAAGCUACUGGAAUCUGCAGUUAAAAUUAAAGAAAGUGUUAUUCAGUUUCCGAAUCGCAAGCUUGUUACGACAAAGAUGGAAGUCACUAACUUGCUUAAUGACGCAAUUGAUCAACGCGAAGAAGGAAUCGUCCUGAAAAAUCCAGACUCAAUCUACAAGCCUAAUGAACGCAAAGGAGGAUGGUUCAAGGUCAAACCCGAGUACGUUAACGAAAUGAUGGAUCAUUUAGAUUUGAUCAUAUUGGGUGGCUACCAUGGACAGGGAAGACGAAGAAAUUUGAUCGCGAUGUUUUUAGUAGGUGUGGCCGUCCCAUCCUUAGAAAAAGAGAAAGAACAACUGGAAUUCUAUUCUUUCGCUCGUGUUGGCUCGGGUUUUUCAGAUAAACAACUUCGUAGUUUACUCGAAAAAUUGAACCCCCAUUGGCAAAAGUGGGACAAAAAUGCCCCUCCACCAAAAAUUCACUGUAGCAGAGAAAAACCAGAUGUUUGGAUCAAUCCUUCGUCUUCAGCAAUAUUAGAGAUCAAAGCGUCGGAAAUUAUUUCGAGCAACUCUUACAAAGCCGGAUCUACGUUACGAUUUCCCAGAGUGGAGCGCGUACGUGAAGACCGAGCUUGGUAUUCCUGUAUGACUUUAAGUGAAAUAAACGAAAUGAGAAAAAUGGCUUCGGGAAAGCUUGUCACGCGCCAUUGCAGUUUUCAAGACGAUAUACCUAGUGGCAAACGCAUUAAAACAGCAAGCGUGAUUGCAGGAGUUGCUACUCCCUUCCAAGCAGCAGAUAUAUCUGAUGUCAAAAGGUCAUCAAACUGUUUUUCCGACAAAGAGAUUUGCGUUUUAAACGGCUCUAGUUCCUUUACGAAACAAGAACUAGAACGAAGUGUGGUGUCAGGUGGUGGUGUUGUUGUCCAGCAUCCAACACAUUCUACAUUUUGCAUUAUUGCUGCAAAAGACGAUAUACGAGUUAAAAGCCUUAAAGCACGACCAAAAUGGGAUAUUGUCUGUCCCGCAUGGCUACUGCGCUGUUUAAACUUGAAUCGCCUGAUUCCCUUCCGUCCUCAAGAUUUACUGGUCGUCACGCAAGCUACAAAAGAAAUACUGGCCCAAAACUUCGAUCGAUUUGGCAAUAGCCUGAGAGAAGCCACUUCAGUUGAAGAUGUUGGUCCGAUUCUUCAGCAGGUCAAAGAUUUGGAAAACCCGGUGCCUUUAAGUGUAUAUGAGAUAGCUGAUCUUGAAUACGAAAUAUUUGGAAAGUUACACAAGUACGGCAUUUUCCGAACCUGCAUUGUUUAUGUCGAUGUCUGGGAAACGAUAUCAGAUUUCAAUAGCCUAAUAAUUUCCCGAGAACUGCGGAUCAUUUCGCUUGACCUCCGCAUCUAUGGCGCUCAGGUUUUGAAUCACAUGGACCAUUCGGUCACUCAUGUUGUAUGUGAUCCAGUCGCUUACCCUCAUCGAGCCUCUAUGUGGAAAUCGAUAAAUCGUCAGCAAGAAGUCAAGUUUAAAUUAGUUCGACCAGAGUGGAUUGCACAUUCCAUAACCCAAGGGAAUUUGCUUGAUGAAAUAAUCUAUUGUCCCUAGAUGAAUUCUUUAUUUUGCGUAGUGGACUACAUUGGUUAAAAUUCACUGUAUGUUUUAAAACUUCGUCCUAUGUUUGUUGUGUUCGUUUAUUAUUAAAAUAAUAAACCGGAAAAAUAAAAUUGCCUGUAUACUGUA
This is a messenger RNA of Daphnia magna, 3025 nucleotides long. Its product is annotated as DNA ligase 4. Gene Ontology annotation, biological process: DNA recombination; double-strand break repair via nonhomologous end joining; nucleotide-excision repair, DNA gap filling. The transcript has 10 exons. The coding region runs from base 215 to 2890 and encodes 891 amino acids. NCBI's taxonomy places the organism in Eukaryota, Metazoa, Arthropoda, Branchiopoda, Diplostraca, Daphniidae. The record is from RefSeq and is a predicted model, not a curated record. Gene Ontology annotation, molecular function: DNA binding; DNA ligase (ATP) activity; ATP binding. Gene Ontology annotation, cellular component: DNA-dependent protein kinase-DNA ligase 4 complex; DNA ligase IV complex.